This is a messenger RNA of Plasmodium gallinaceum, 4878 nucleotides long. It is a transcript of the gene ROPE, whose product is annotated as repetitive organellar protein, putative. The transcript has a single exon. The coding region runs from base 1 to 4878 and encodes 1625 amino acids. The record is from RefSeq and is a predicted model, not a curated record. NCBI's taxonomy places the organism in Eukaryota, Apicomplexa, Aconoidasida, Haemosporida, Plasmodiidae.
AUGGUAUUUAAAUUUAAAAAUAAAAAAACAGAAAAAGGAUUAGAUAAAUUAAAUAAAAGUUCUUAUAAUGAUAGUAAAGACAUUAGUGGAAAUGUAAAAAAAGAUAAAAACAAUUCUUGGUAUAAGAAAAUAAUUGAAAACACAAAAAAUAAAGAUAAAAAUGAAAAUAAAAAAGAGGACAAUGAAGAUAAUUAUAUAAAAAUAAAAGAAAAAAAUAAUAAUUAUGAAUUAGAAGAACAGCUUAAAGAAACAAUAAAGUCUAUAACAACAUUAUCUUCAAAAAUUGUUAGUUAUGAAUAUAAAAUUCAAGAAUUAGAAAAAGAAUUAAAGGAAGAAAAAAAUAAAAAAACAGAUAAUAAAUAUGACAGUGAAUUAAGAGAAAAGGAAAUUUUUGUUAGACAAAAAAGUGCUAUGCUAAAUGAAAAAGAAAACUUAUUAAAAGAAAAAGAAUUAGACAUAAAUAUGAGAGAAAAGAAAAUUAGUGAUAAAGAAAAAUUAAUUUCAAAAAAAGAAGAAAAAUUAAAUACUAUAGAAAUGGAAUAUAUAGAAAAAAUAAAUGAAAAGGAGAAAUUGGAAUUUGAAAUAAUUGAUACAAAAAAAUUAUUAGAAAAAUUAAAUUUUGAAGUAAAAAAUAAAAAGGAAAAUUUAGAAACUGUUAUUGACAAAGUUAUAUCAAAAGAAAAAAUUUUAAAGGAGCUAAAAGAAAAAGUGUUUGAAAAAAAUGAAAUUAUUAAUUCUCUUAAAGAAAAAAUAAAUGAAAAAGAAAAAUUAUAUCAAGAAUUGGGUAAGCAAAUUGAAGAGAAAAGCGAAAGAAUAGAAUUCCUAAAUAUCAAAGCUGACGAAAAAGAAAAAUAUUUUGAAAAAAAAGGAAAAGAAUUACAAGAAGAAAAAAAUUCUAUAGUGGAAAAAUUAAAUUCAAUUAAAUUGAGAGAAAAAGAUAUUGAAAAAAGAGAAAAUAAUUUUCUACACAUGGAGAAUGAAUUAAAUAAUUUAAAAAAUAGUUUUUUAAAAAAUAACACUCAACUAAAAAUAUAUAAAUCUGAAAUAAAAAAUUUAAAUAACACAUUAGAAGAAAAGGAAAAAGAGUUAAUAGAAUUAAAAAAUAUUCAUAAAAAUGAAAUAAGUGCUAUAAAAGAUAAUUUAAAAGAAAAAGAAAAAGAAAUAAUAAAUUUUUGCAAUAGUCACAAAGAUGAAAUGAUUGAAAUGAAGCAUGAAUUAAAAGAAUCAGAAAAUAUAAAUAAAAUUGAAGAGAAUAAUUUUCAUAAUAUAUUAGAAAUGAAAGAAAAUGAAAUAAAAAACUUAAGAAAUAAGUAUAAGGUAGAAAUUGACAAUAUAAGUAAUGAACUAAAUGAAAAGAAUAGAGAUUUUAUUGAAUUAAAAAAUAAUUAUAUUAAUGAAAUAAAUAACUUAAACGAUGAAAUAGAAGAAAAUAAGAAAAAAACAAAUGAAUUAAAGAACAGUUAUGAAAAUGAAAUAUAUAAAUUAAAAGGAGAGAUAGAAGAGAAAAAUAAUAAUAUUUUAGAAAUAGAAAAUAAUUACAAAAAUGAAUUAAUUGAUUUAAAAAAAAAAUUAAUUGAAAAAGAUAAUAAUCUUAAUAUGACCGAAGAACUAUCCGAUUUAAGAAAUACACUAAACAUUAAAGAAAAGGAAUUAUUAGAAUUAAAAGAAGAUUAUAACAGUAAAAUAAAAUUGUUAAAUGACGAAUUAGAUAUGAAACAGAAAUAUUUUGAAGAAGAACUAAAUAAUGCACUUAUGAAAUCACACGAAAAGCAACAAGUUUUAUAUGAUCAAAUUGAGGGUUUAAAGGAUUUCAAAUUAAAGAAUGAAGAACAUUUAAAAUUAUAUAAUGACAAAAUACAGUUGUUAAUUAGUAUAUGUAGGAUUUUUAAUAUACAUUAUGAUGAAACAAAAGAUAAUGAACUAAUAAAAAUCAUUGAAGAAUAUACAAAAAAAAAAGAUGAUACAAUAAAAAUGUUGAAAAUUCAAAUGAAUUCGGGUUAUAAUGAAAAGAAGGAAGGAGAUAAUAUAAAGGAUGAAGAUAAAAUUAUGAAUCUACCUGAUUUAUUUGUAGAAGAAAACACACCUGAUAAUAUAAAAAUAUUUAAUUUUAAAAGAAAAAUAGAUGAAUUGAAUGAAAAAUAUAAAGAAAUGAAAAAAAAAUAUAAAAAUGAUUUACUUUUAAAAAAAAAGGAAAUAGAAGAAUGUCAUAAAAAAAUAAAUGAGUUGAAUAAUGAAAUUAAGAAUUUGCAAGAUAAAACAUUCUAUUAUAGUAAAAACAAUUCAAAAACACAAUUAAAUUCACAAACUGACGAAAUUAAUAAUCUGAUUUCAUCUAUCAGUGAACUUAAAAUUAAAAAUAAUGAAGAAAAAAAAAAAAAAGAUGAUGAAAUAAGAAGAUUGAAUGAAGAGCUUUCAAAAUAUAAAUUAUUUGCAAACUCAAAAAGUGUAAUUGAGGAAAAUAAAAAUAAUAGAAAAUUAAAGAAAAAGUAUUUUAAAAAUAAAAGUGAUAAUGAAUAUAAUUUUGACAUUGAUAAAGGAAGUGAAAAAAAUUUAAAAAGUUACUUAAGUUCACAAAUUAAUAUAUUAAAAAUAGAAAAUGAGACAUUAAAAAAAGACAAUGAAGAGAAAGAAUCAAAAUAUAAUGAAUUAGUUAAUGACGAAAAAGAAUUAGCUAAAAUGAGUAGUAUUCAAAUUGAAAAAUACAGAAAAAAAUUAAAAAAUGAUGAUAAACUUAUUGAUGAAUUAAAAAAAAAAAUUUUCACUUUAAGUAGUGAAGUAAUGCAACUUAAAAAUGUUAAAAAUGAAUUGUGUGAAAAAAAUAACAACCUAAUGCAAGGAGAAGGGAAAAAAAAAAAGAAGGAAUUAGAAAAAUUAAAAACAGAAAUAGAAAAAUUAAAAGAAGAUAAAAAUGAUUUUAUAAAUCGCAUACAAGAACUAAAAAAAGAACUUCAAACUAAAGAAAACAAGUAUGAGAUUAAAUUAAAUGAAAAUAAGAAUAUCAUAGAAAAUUUAAAACAAGCAAUUAACGAACAUGAAAAUGAUAUCAGAAAUAUAGAAAAUGAGAAAAAAAAUUACAUAAAUGAAAUAAGUAAUAUAAAGAGCAAAUAUGAAAUAUUAAAAAUAAAGUAUGAUGAAUUAAAUAAAAAUUAUACUUCAUUAAAAAGUUUUUCUAAAAACCAAGAAAAUGUGAGUUACAUAAAAAAUAAUACUGUAUACAGUGAGGAAAGCAGCAAAAUUCAUGAUGCUAGUGAAAAUUAUGAAAUACAUAUAAAUAAUGAUGAAACAGUUAGUAUAGAAAAUUCUAGUAAGGAUUUAAUAAAACAAAAUGAACAAAAUGCCGAUGAAGAAAAAAAGAAAGGAAUAUUUAAAAAUCAAAGCUGUAAUAAAAAUAAUAAUAUGGUAAUUAUGAACUAUGAAAAAGAGAUAAAAUAUUUAAAAGAAGAAAUAAACAAAUUGAGUUUAUUGUACAGUAGCGAGUUAAAUGAAAAGAAUAGUUAUGAUACAAAAAUAAAAAAUUUAGACAAUAAAUUAAAAGAAUUACAAAUAAAAAACAAAGAAAAUAUAGAGUUGAUAAAAUCUUUAACAAAAAAAAAUGAGCAAAUGAAAAUUAAAAAUGACAAACUGAAGUCAAUGAAGUUAUCAAAAAGUGAAACUUCUUUAAAUUUAAAUAAUAAUAAUAAUAAUAAUAAUAAUAAUAAUAAUGAAAAUAAAUUGAAUAUUGAAAUCUGCGAAAAAGUGAGAACUAACAAGUAUACUGUUGGUACAGGAUCAUUUAAAACACAUAAAAAAUUUUUACCGGAAGUAAGAGAAAAUGUAUAUUUAUCAGAAAAUAUGGAUAAAUUAGAAGAAAAUGGUUUUCGUUUAAUGAAAAUUAUCAAUGAAAGUGAAAAUAUACAUAAUGAUAAAAUAAUAGGGUCAUAUUUAUAUUCAAAGAAUGUAGAAAAAUUAUAUGAAAUAAAAAACAUAAAUACUCAUAUAGAAGAAGCUAAUGAGAAUAUUAUUAUAGUUUUAUGUAUUGCUUUAAGGGAAAUUCUCAACUUUUUAUUUUUAAAUGAUAAUUUUGUUAACUUAUUUGAAAAUAUAAAUAAGAGUCUGUGGAAACACAUGUUUAUCCCUGAGGAAAUUAAAAAUUUUCUUCUAAAGUAUUUUCAUUUUUUAAAUAAAUUAAGGAACUAUAUAAAAAAUAUAAAUGAAAAAUUUAAGAAAGAAAAAUGUGAUAAUUCAUGGCUUUCAUUUCUAAAUUAUUUUGAGACUUCCAGUGAUAUAAAACAAGAAAUGAUAUAUUUCUUUUUAGAAAAAAAAAAUGAAAUGUUUGAUGAUUAUACAAAGAAUAAAAAAAUUACAGAUAUAUUAAAUUUUUCUAAAGAUGAAAUAAGACUAAAAACAAUAGCACAAUUAAGAAAAGAAUUAAGUUUUGAGAAAAAAUCCAAAAAAAUAUUAAAUCAUGAUUAUUAUAUCUUAUUAUAUAAGUAUGAAGAAACUGUAAAAAAAUUGAAAAGAGUGAAACAUAUGAUAAAAGAAUUAAAUUUAAUUGAAACUUAUAAAAUUUAUAACUUGAAUAAUGGAUUAGAUAUAAAUUCAGAAAAUAGCAAUGAAAAUGUUUACAAUUUAACAAAAAAUGAAGAUAUCAAUAAAGAUUAUAUUCUAUAUAAUAAUAAAACAAAAUUAACAAAUAGGAAAAGCAACUUAAUUAAUCAAGUAGAUAUUUCAAAACAAAAUCAAAUUUCGAAUAUAAAUAAUAAUAGUAUAUAUAAAGAUAAAAUAAGUAAUGUUGAAAAAAUAAAUCAAGCUAAUAUUCAUAUGAAAAAAAACAACAUUUUUAAUGAGACGUUUGAAAGAAAAAAUAUAAAUUUUAUCCAUAAAAAUCCGUUCUAUUAA